This is a messenger RNA of Anolis sagrei ordinatus, 576 nucleotides long. Lineage: Eukaryota; Metazoa; Chordata; Lepidosauria; Squamata; Anolidae. The record is from RefSeq and is a predicted model, not a curated record.
AUGACCACUGCUUUCACCAUGCUGCUGCUUUUAAAAUUUGUCCUCAUACAAGACUUAUGUGUCAAGAAGGAGCUAGAAUCUAUUUAUGGCAGUGCAGCAAAAGAAGUUGUCAGCAUAUCUGAAGAUGAUCUUAAGAACCUCCCAUUUAUCAAGUGGUGUAUUUUGGAGACAAUACAGUUAAGAGCACCAGGUGCCAUUGCCAAGAAAGUAACAAAUCCAAUAAAUGUUCAGAAUUUUGUUAUGCCUACUGGUGACCUGCUGGUGAAGUCUCCAUAUUGGUUUCAUAGAAACCCACAAUAUUUUCCUGAACCCAACACUUUUAAGCCAGACUGUUGGAAGGAAGCAAAUUUAGAGAAAAAUCAAUUCUUGGAAGGCUUUGUAGCAUUUGGAAGAGGAACACACCAGUGUCCUGGGAAGUGGUUUGCUAUCAUGAAAAUUCAUAUUCUAGUUGUUUUGUUCCUUUGCAAAUAUGAAUGUAGUCUUUUGAAUCCACUAUCGAAAGAGAGUUCUCUCCACUUGGUGGGCGCACAACAACCCGAGGGACCAUGCAGAAUUCAUUAUAAAUUGAGAACAUAA